AUGCGGAUGCUGAAAUGGUUCUUGUUCUUGCCUCUGUGCCUCUCCUGCGGCUGUGCCUUUAUGUUUUCUUCUCUGAGAGAUAAAGCCAAAGAACCCCAGGGGAAGGUGCCUUGCGGGGGGCACUUUCGAAUUAGGCAGAAUCUACCAGAGCAUGCCCAAGGCUGGCUUGGGAACAAGUGGCUCUGGCUUUUUUUUGUUGUUGUGCUAUAUGUGAUACUGAAGUUUCGAGGAGAUAGUGAGAAGAGUAAGGAGCAGAAUCCUAGCCUUCGAGGCUGUUCAUUUCGCACUCCAGUAAAGAAAAAUCAAAACGCUUCCCCCAACAGAGACUAUGCGUUCAGUACCUUAACCCAGCUCGAGAUGGACCUUGUGCAGUUUGUGUCCAAGGUGCGGAAUCUGAAAGUUGUCAUGGCAACUGGCAGUAACCUCAGGAUUCAGAACGUAGAGGUGCCCGCAGACCCACAAAAUAACAUCACGAUAUACGAGAUAUGGGGCGAAGAGGACUCCGAGUGA
Camelus dromedarius (Arabian camel) is the source of this 510-nucleotide messenger RNA. RefSeq names its product protein FAM209. The transcript has 2 exons. Lineage: Eukaryota; Metazoa; Chordata; Mammalia; Artiodactyla; Camelidae. The record is from RefSeq and is a predicted model, not a curated record. Bases 1 to 510 code for a protein of 169 amino acids.